Messenger RNA from Macrosteles quadrilineatus (aster leafhopper), 1316 nucleotides. Its product is annotated as U2 small nuclear ribonucleoprotein A'-like. The transcript has 6 exons. NCBI's taxonomy places the organism in Eukaryota, Metazoa, Arthropoda, Insecta, Hemiptera, Cicadellidae. The record is from RefSeq and is a predicted model, not a curated record. The coding region runs from base 227 to 1018 and encodes 263 amino acids. Gene Ontology annotation, biological process: mRNA splicing, via spliceosome. Gene Ontology annotation, cellular component: U2 snRNP. Gene Ontology annotation, molecular function: protein binding; U2 snRNA binding.
CGUUUGGUUGGGUUGAGGAGAUUCGAGAUUGUGAUUGAUUGUACUACAGUAGGCCUACUAAGUUAAGUUAUACCACUGAAUUUGUUUGAUUUAAUUGUGGCCCACAUAUUUCUUUUCUAGAUAAUGGUGGUAUUUUUGUUUAUGUGAUAUGACCCACUUGGAAAUUCCUUGAUCUAUAUUGAAAUAAGUACAGUUUAUGUGUUGUAUUUUGUAACCUCAAAACAACAUGGUUAAACUAACGCCAGAGUUGAUUGCUCAAUCACAUCAAUACAUAAACCCUAUCCGUGAUAGGGAGCUGGAUCUAAGAGGAUACAAGAUACCUGUAAUAGAAAAUCUGGGUGCCACUCUAGAUCAGUUUGACACCAUUGACCUGUCAGAUAAUGAUAUCCGGAAACUUGAUGGCUUCCCGUUACUGAAACGGUUAAAAAGUAUUCUACUAAAUAACAACAGAGUUGUGCGGAUAGCUGAAGGACUUGAAAACUACAUUCCAAACCUGGAAACAUUGAUUCUCACAGGAAAUUUAUUACAAGAACUGGCAGAUUUAGAUCCAUUGGCAACAUUGCCUAACCUGACCAAUCUGAGUCUAAUGCAUUGUCCAGUAGCAGGAAAACAGCAUUAUCGGCAAUAUGUUGCUUUCAAAUUCCCCAAACUGAGGUUAUUGGAUUUCAGGAAAAUAAAAUUAAAGGAAAGAGAAGAAGCUGUCACUUUGUUCAAGAGCAAAAGAGGUCGGGAGAUCCAGAGAGAAAUUGCGAAAAAGGCAAAAACAUUCGUUCCUGGUGCUGGGCUACCCGAACCCAAAAAACAAACAGGUCCGUCUGCUGAAGAGCUGUGGAAGAUAAGGGAAGCUAUUGCCAACGCCUCGUCAUUGGAGGAAGUGGAACGACUCAACAGAUUACUGCAAGCCGGACAAAUCCCUGGCAGAGGCGGUGGACCUUCAAAAGACAGUAAAAUGGAAGUCGAUGGAGAAGAAGAAGAAGAAGAGGAUGAAGAUGACGGACCUACUGUCAAUGGUCACUAAGAUUUCCCACUGAAAAUCCUUACUCAGGGAGGCUAUAGUACAUUUAAUGUGUAAUUUAAGCAUUUUUUACAUUUAGUUGUAAAAGAUUAACCUCUUUUCAACAAUCAUCUUGUUAAGUUAAUAAGAGACAGAUAUUACCAAGUUGUAUACUUUAAGUUAUUGCAGUAUCACAAAUUGUUCUUAUCUUUUAUUAUUGUUUGAACAGUCGGUAGUUUUACAGAAAUUGAGUCUUUGGUUUGAUUAUUGUAAAUAUGGGAACGAUUCUACAAAAAAAUAAAGCCUCGAGGUUGAGAAGUGA